CGGCUUGUCGGGAGAAGAAGAUCUUGACUUGACAGAGAAACUGAAGAUGUCAUGUUUAUUUGUGUCAAACGCAUUUCCUCUUUCGUGUUUGCUCAUGGCUCCCCCCAUCGGACUCUCUGUAAAAUGGUCGGUUAUUUGAGCGAACCGCCCCGUUCUUCACUCAUUUGAGGAGAGAAGCCGCUGACUUUCUUCUUCAUGCUUGCUGUCGCUGGCUCUUGAUGGACAUUAUAAAACUUGACAGGUAAACAACGCAAAGAGCUUUCGCGGUGUUUUCUUUCACGGGCACGAGCCACGACAGGGUUUCAUCCGCUCGCUUGUAACGGAAAUUUUUGGUACGUCAUUAAUAUGGCGCCAAAAGAGUUAUAAGUGUGAGCUUAAUGUUGCGAUCCCGCACCUCAGUCGGUCUUGUUUACGCGGAAACAAACAAACAAACAAACAAAAACAGAAUGUAAAACGCCUCAUUGGGGACGGAAACGAAAUUUAAACGCUAUAGAGACGGGGUUUGGACGUUAAACUCGAUGGCUUGUCACGUCACUGGAGCAGUUAGUGCGCUUCACUUUGCAGGGAUGUGAGGAAAUGCUUUCCUCAGAAACAAUUUUACGGACGAGGAACAGAUGAACGUCGCUAUAUAAUAAGUGUGGAAACUGCGAUUUGAGCAAGUCGACGGAUCGCGGCGCAGAACGCCAUUUAAUGUGGAUUAAAGACGCCGACUGUAACUUUUAUUCGGGCUGUGUGUGGAGGGGAAAUCAUCUGUCACACGGAUGCUGAGAGACAUACAUGUGCCUGGCCUCAGAUGAUCAUGAUCCGCUGAUUUCUGUGCAUCGAGGACAUCACGCCCUCGUGUGCAAACCGCAAAUAAGGGUCUGAUCCUGUUCUUCCUCCCUGACAGAUGGAGAGUGAGAUGAAGAGGAGGAAGUACUCCACCAGCAGCAACGACUCGGACACCACUGACAGUCAUGUGACCACCUGGUCACGGUCUUCCAAGAACACAGGGACCAGCAGCACGUGGGUGCGUCAUGAGCAGAAGAAGCCCUCUGAGGUGUUUCGGACCGACUUCAUCACCGCCAUGAAGUUGCCUGAUUCGGCCCAGCUGAGCCCGGAGGAGUUCUACUUCCUGUCGGACCCCUGGAGGCAGGAGUGGGAGAAGGGUGUGCAGGUGCCGGCCAGCGUGGAGGCCAUUCCCCUGCCCGUGGUCAGGGAGCUUCCCGAGGUCAGCCGGAUCCCGUUCUUCUCGCCGGUCCAGGCCCGGGGCCCGUCAGAGUUCGGCUUCGGGGAGUCACAUGGCCUCGGCGAGCCGCUGAGCCGCUACGACCUGGACGAGCUGGACGUGGCCUGGCUGGAGCUGGUGAACGCCGAGUUUAGACAGCUGGCGCUGCCGGAGCUGGACGAGCUCACCAUGGAGCAGGUUGUGCUGGAGCUGGAGAGCCGGUGUCAGCAGAACAUGCAGCGGGCCAUCGAGACGGAGGAGGGCCUGGGCAUCGAGUACGACGAGGACGUGGUGUGUGACGUGUGCCGCUCGCCCGAGGGGGAGGACAGCAACGAGAUGGUGUUCUGCGACAAGUGCAACGUUUGUGUGCACCAGGCGUGCUACGGGAUCCUGAAGGUGCCGCAGGGGAACUGGCUGUGCCGGACCUGUGCUCUCGGGGUGCAGGCCAAGUGUCUGCUGUGUCCCAGACGAGGAGGAGCGCUCAAACCCACCCGCAGCGGGACCAAGUGGGUCCACGUCAGCUGUGCCUUAUGGAUCCCCGAGGUGAGCAUCGGCUGCCCUGAGAAGAUGGAGCCCAUCACUAAAGUCUCCCACAUCCCAGCCAGCCGAUGGGCGCUGUACUGCAGCCUGUGCCGCGAACACACGGGCACGUGCAUACAGUGCUCCAUGCCGUCCUGCGCCGUGGCCUUCCACGUGACCUGUGCGUUCGACAACGGGCUGGAGAUGCGCACCACGCUGGCGGAGAACGACGAGGUGCGCUUCAAGUCGUUCUGCCUGGAGCACAGCAGCGUCUCGCGCUCCACCAGCGGCGUGAGUGCGGAGCCGCGCCUGGACCUGCCCGGCAUGCUCUCGGACCGCCUGAAGCAGGAGCAGGUCGAGCGGGAGAAAGCCAGCCAUCGCAAGCAGAAGCUGCAGGAGCUUGAAGACCAAUUCUACACGUUAGUGGAUCCCAAGGAUGUCGCGGAAAGCCUUUCUCUGCCAGACGCUCACGUGGACUUCCUCUUCCAAUACUGGAAGCUGCGACGAAAGGCCAACUUCAACCAGCCGCUGGUGGUCUUGAAGAAGGACGAGGUGGACAAUCUGGCCCAGCAGGAGCAGGACGUCCUGUACCGCCGGCUCCAGCUCUUCACACACCUGCGCCAGGACCUGGAGAGGGUCAGAAACUUGUGCUACAUGGUGACCCGCAGAGAGAGGAUCAAGCACUCCUUAUGCAACCUCCAGGAGAAGAUCUUCUCCCUGCAGAUCCAGCUCUUGGAGAAGGACCUGGUCGGAGAGAAAAAUCUAAGAGGCGAGAAGAAUCACCGCAAUGGAGUCCGGGAACGAGCCAAAGAACGGAGGAAGAGCAGUCCAGAGAAAAAGGACAAAUGGAAAUCAGACGACGCCUCGCUGUUCACGCAGCUGGGUUUCUCCAAAUCCUUCCCGCUGGACGGUUCGCUGUUCGACAGCUGGCUGGCUCGGUCGGUCCACAUCACUGCGGAUAACAUGCUGAGCCAGUGGUCUCUGUCGGCGGAGAGCGACGACCCGUCCGCCAGCCUCCUGCAGGGCGAGGAGAACCUGCUCAGCCUGAUGAUGGACCAGUCCACCUGGAAGACUCCUCAGCUGGGACGCAAAGCCAGAAAUUCCCGCAGGAAGUCCGCCUCGCUCCCUCGGACCGGAUCCACGGUUAAAGGCAAACGAGGAGAGCGAUCGCUCCACCGGCACAGCCGUAGCGAAGCCAGGCCGGACCCGCUUCAACCAGCCAUUUCCAAAAUGGACUCGUGCCACAUUUCCGAGGAGCACGGGUCGUGGGGCGGCACCGGGGAUGCGGAUUCGCAGGUGGCCUUGCGUCUGCGCCUACCUAGACCAGGCAAGUCCCGCUCUAAGAGUGAGACAUCGCUGUUGAACAGCACGUCUGCACCGGACACGGAGACGGACGGUUAUUUCUCCGACGCGGAACAGAGCGACACUGAAUUUCGUUCGUCCAGGCGAAAGUUACGCUUGCCCCAACUGCAUGCUGGGAAGGAGCAAGUAGUGCGGCGAAGCGUGCUCGCCUCCUAAAGCUACUAUCGCUUUACUGUCGUCAUGUCAUCGAUGCAUACGUUUCCAGACCCUUAUCCCUGAGUAUAUUAGCCCGUCGCCGACAUUUAUGCAACCAUAACCAUUUGUGCUUGACGAAACCACGAGGAACGAGAAGUGUGAACACUGUUGGAUGUGUCCGUUUGGGAAGCAAUAGGAUCUGUCCUGGAACUGGGACAAUGACGUGGGCAUUAUAACGUCUGUUCAGGGUGUGUUUGUUUUGUCUGUUGUGUGUCUUCAGAGGAUGUGGCUAAAUGAUUUACAAGAGAUAAUAUGACACAAAUAAGCACAAAUAGCCGUUGGGGAAUGUAGCACACGUCAUAUCCAUUCGCUUUGGCUAGUGUAGACGUACCAGCAUCACGAGCAGGGCCCGCUGUGUGUGUGUGUGUGUGUGUCAGUGGUCAGUCUAUCUCAAGUGGUCCUAAAGAGUUGGUUGCUUGGCCAUUUUUAUUUCCCCCCAGAUUUCCAUUAACUAGCUUUGUGAGCAGCUAAAUCUUAAACUCGUUUUACAGCCAAUUGAGUUGCAUAUGUGAAUAUUUAGUCUUUUAAAGGAUUAGUUGACUUUUGAAAAAACGUUUGCUGAUAAUUUACUCG
This is a messenger RNA of Pimephales promelas (fathead minnow), 3856 nucleotides long. Lineage: Eukaryota; Metazoa; Chordata; Actinopteri; Cypriniformes; Leuciscidae. The record is from RefSeq and is a predicted model, not a curated record.